AUGUCUUCAAAGGCCUUUACUUUCUUGCCUCUGGGCGCCAUCAUCCAAAAGUUCCAUGUCAAUGGAAAAAACAUUGUCCAGGGCUUUCCCUCGGCUGAGCUCUAUAAACAGUACAAUGCCCCCUUUUUCGGCGAGACGAUUGGCCGCAUCGCCAACCGCGUGUCCAAGGCGAAGAUCAAUGACCUAAAUGGGAAAUCGUACCAACUCCCCCUCAACGAUGGUCCCAACUCCCUCCACGGCGGCCACAUGGGCUGGGGAAAGCGUGAGUUUGAAGGCCCUACCACGGUGGAUCGCAAUGGCAAAGAGGCUACCCUGUUCAAGUACUUAAGCAAAGACGGUGAGGAGGGCUACCCUGGCACUGUGCAAGUAAGCGUGUGGUACGUCCAGGAAAAGGAGCAAGUAGACGGUGUCCAGCAGGAGGUCUUGCAUAUCGAGUAUGAAGCUGAACUCGUCGGUGAUGAGGUCGAUGAAACCGCUAUCAACAUGACCAACCACAGCUACUUCAACUUGACAGAAGGCCCUUCUGUUGCCGGCACAGAAGUCACUCUCAUCACGAACAAGUACCAAGUCGUUGAUGAUGGAGGCAUACCCACAGGACCUAUCGAAGAGUACCCUGGUGUCAGCCCUCAAAAGACCUUCACUCUCGGCGAAAAGGAGCCCGACAUUGACGACUGCUUUGUUGUCAACACCGACCCUAGCAGUGUGCCCAUUGAUACGCGCUCGUUAGCUCUGCAGAAGCUUGCCUCCUUCUACCACCCAGAGAGCAAAAUCCAUCUCGAAGUUCACUCGACAGAGCCAGCAUUCCAGUUCUACACUGGAAAGUACAUCGACGUGCCCGCAGUUGGUGAUUUGCCCGCCCGCCGCGCCCGUUCUGGUUUCUGCGUUGAGCCCAGCCGAUACGUAAACGCUAUCAAUGUCCCCGAGUACAAGCCUAUGAUGGUACUCAAGAAAGGUCAGAAGUACGGCACUAAGAUUGUGUACCGCGGUUGGCAUGCCUGA
Bipolaris zeicola 26-R-13 is the source of this 999-nucleotide messenger RNA. RefSeq lists its product as uncharacterized. The transcript has 2 exons. Bases 1 to 999 code for a protein of 332 amino acids. Gene Ontology annotation, molecular function: aldose 1-epimerase activity; carbohydrate binding. Gene Ontology annotation, biological process: glucose metabolic process; beta-D-galactose catabolic process via UDP-galactose, Leloir pathway. Lineage: Eukaryota; Fungi; Ascomycota; Dothideomycetes; Pleosporales; Pleosporaceae. The record is from RefSeq and is a predicted model, not a curated record.